This is a messenger RNA of Xiphias gladius (swordfish), 3614 nucleotides long. RefSeq names its product calmegin (gene clgn). Gene Ontology annotation, molecular function: calcium ion binding. Lineage: Eukaryota; Metazoa; Chordata; Actinopteri; Istiophoriformes; Xiphiidae. The record is from RefSeq and is a predicted model, not a curated record. The transcript is spliced from 15 exons. Bases 247 to 2235 code for a protein of 662 amino acids. Gene Ontology annotation, biological process: protein folding. Gene Ontology annotation, cellular component: endoplasmic reticulum; endoplasmic reticulum membrane.
GCGCGUGCCCACUUGCAGAGACUCGCUUGCACUCAUCAACCGCGCACCGUUAUCUGGGACAAGCUGUUAGCCACGGUCCAUCUUCACCCGCCGACAACCGUGUCUUUCCCAGCCUUGCACGGGGGGGGAGGGGGCUUGGUUUUCCUCUCAGCGGGCCAAACGCACAAGAUACUUCCUCUGUUUUUCUCAAAGCGGAGAAACAGCGUUUAUCGAAGAAAUUUCUCUGCGGUUUCGAGAAGGCGCAAGAUGAAAUUAGACAGGGGUUGGAUGUGGCGCGCGCUGCUCCUGAUCUCCCUGGCUGUGGCCACGGUGGUGGCCCAGGAGAAGCUGUCGGAGGCUGAUGUUGCAGACAUCGAAGAAGAUAAGGGCUUGGACGAGGAGUUAAAGGUUCUGAUGGCAGAAGAAGAGGAGGCAACAGUGAUGGAUGAAGAGCAGUCUGAUGAGACAGACAGCAAAGACACAGCAAGCGGGAAGGCUGGCAAGGCUGAAACGGAUGCAGAUGUCUCCUUCCAGGUAACAUACAUGACUCCCGUUCCCACUGGAGAUGUAUACUUUGCAGAGACGUUUGAUGAUGGAUCGUUGGGCAGAUGGCAGCUGUCAAAAACGGUGAAGGGGGACGCAGAUGAUGACAUCGCCAAAUAUGACGGGAAGUGGGCCGUGGAGCAGCUGAAGGAGAACAAGGUUCCAGGAGACCAGGGCCUGGUGCUCAAGUCCCGGGCCAAACACCAUGCCAUUGCUGCAAUGCUGGACAAACCCUUUGUCUUCCAGGACGAGCCUCUGGUCAUACAGUAUGAGGUGAAUUUCCAGGAUGGUAUUGACUGUGGUGGAGCAUACAUCAAACUGCUCUCAGACACUGGCAAUCUCAAUCUGGAGCAGUUCCACGACCGUACACCCUACACCAUCAUGUUUGGACCCGACAAAUGCGGCGAGGACUACAAGCUGCACUUCAUCUUCCGUCACCAGAACCCCCUGAACAAAGACAUGGAGGAGAAGCAUGCCAAGAGGGCCGACGUCGACCUCAAGAAGUUCUACACUGACAAGAAGACUCACCUCUACACAUUGAUCCUGAACCCAGACAACAGCUACGAGAUGUUCAUCGAUCAGUCCAGUGUGAGCCGUGGGAACCUUCUGCAUGAUGUGGUGCCUCCAGUCAAUCCCCCCAAAGAGAUGGAUGACCCGAAUGACUCCAAGCCUGAGGACUGGGACGAGAGGGCCAAGAUUCCUGACCCCGAGGCUGUCAAGCCUGAGGACUGGGAUGAGGAUGCACCCGCAAAGAUUGAGGACCCUGACGCUGUGAAGCCUGAGGGCUGGCUGGAUGAUGAAACGGAGUUUGUCCCUGACCCCAAUGCUGAGAAACCAGAAGACUGGGAUGAGGAGAUGGAUGGAGAGUGGGAGGCGCCACAGAUUCCUAACCCAGCCUGUGAGACGGCCCCUGGCUGUGGGGAGUGGAAGCGCCCCAUGAUCAACAACCCUCAGUACAAGGGCAAGUGGAAGGCAACUCUGGUGGACAACCCCGGCUAUCAGGGAGUCUGGAAGCCACGUAAGAUCGAUAACCCGGACUAUUUUGAGGACCUGCAGCCGUUCAGGAUGUCACCUUUCAAGGCUCUGGGCUUGGAGUUGUGGUCCAUGACCUCGGAUAUCUACUUUGACAACUUCAUUAUCACCUCUCACAAGGAGGUGGCUGACCGCUGGGCCUCUGACAGCUGGGGGCUGAAGAAACUGGUGGCCAGCGCUAACGAGCCGGGGAUUUUUGCUCAGCUGAUGAUGGCAGCAGAGGAACGACCAUGGCUCUGGGUGAUCUACAUACUGACAGUAGGCCUACCCAUAGGACUGGCUGUGCUCUUCUGCUGGCCAAAGAAAUCAGAAGAUGACUACGUGUACAAGAAGGUGGAUGUGCCCCAGGCUGAUGUAGAAGAGGAGGAGGAGGAGGAGGAGGAGGAAGAGGAGGAAGAAGUGGAGGCAGCGGCAGAUGAGGAAGACAAAGCAGCUGAGGCUACAGAGGGAGCAGCAGCUGCAGCAACAGAAGAUGCCAAGGAGGAGGACGAGGAGGAUGGUGCCGAUGCAGGAGGCGACAAUCUAGAGGGGGAUGAUGAAGAAGAGGAAGAGGAGGAGGAAGGAGAAGAGGAAAGCAAAGCUCCAGAGAGAACAUUAGAAGACGAGCCGAAGGAGGGAGGAGAUGUCGGUGCAGAGAGCCACAAACAAGCUGUGAGAAAGAGGAGGGUACGGAAAGACUGAAGAGGUGAACCCAACGCCUACUGUCUCCAUGCUGGGGAGGAGGUGGAAGGGCCAUAUCUGCUGCUGCUCCCCACCUAUUUGAGCAGGGCAGCAUGUAAUUCCUCCAAACCACCUGGUAGCCUGCAAUCACCCUGGCUGCCCCAUCUACGUCUUCUCCAUCCCUCGGCUACACCCAUCACAGGUCUGCAGUCUCCCAGACCACAUCCUGUAUCACCCCUUAUCCCGUCUCUCCUCUUCCUGUCUGCUCAAUCAACUAUCAGAUGAAUUCUGUGGAGAUGUUGUGCAUUUAGCUGUUUUCCCUCCUCCCUCCUGAGCUUCCACACUUUCCUCAUCCUUCUCCACCUGUAUAAGCCAUUGCUGUCAAAAUGCCCGUCAGGCUAAAAACCCCCACCUCUCUCACCUCUGUUCCCGUUCAGCCCGUCUCUGCUGUCAGUCGUCUCUCUGACUAUACGCCAUCAUAGAUGUACCAGUCUAUCUCCUCUGAGAGUGAAGGCCAGCACGGAGCGUCUUCACUGCUGUCGACUCCGGUUGUUUGUACCAUUUUACAGCAUAUCAUAGGGGCUACAUCUCAGAAGUUAGACUUUAUUCUUGUGUCCUUUGUUUUAAGGAACUUGUGCGAGGACACAGUUUGACAAAGGUUCCUUCGUUGUUUGAACUUGUUCGGGAUUUGAGAACAGUUCGGGAGGAGAUGAUGCCAGGCUGUGAGGAAAGGCUGUUUGAGAUGUUACUGCAGUGUCAGAGCAUUUCAGUGAAAAGUCACCUCAGCUUAGGUUUAAAAGAUUACCUCGUUUAAAAAUGGAUGUUCUGUUUAGAUUUUAGCUAGUUUGUCAGGAGCUUCAGUUACUUUUAAGUGUGUUUUUUACUAAGUUAUAGCAAUUUAAGAACUGAGGAUUAGCACUGAUAACUCUAUUUAUUGGUUUUGUUUAAAAUUUGUUUUAAGCCAGUAUGAAUAAAGAUUUAUUAAUGCAGUGUUUUGAGUGACUUGAGGUUUUCUUAAAUAUGAUAUACCACUGAUGAGCUUAUUCUGAGCUUAGGCUUGUUUGAAAUGUUUUUUAAGAAAACUGACAUUGUCAGAGCUUGCAGCAAAAAUAGAUAAUUUUGAAUUCCUUGGCCAUAUGUUGUCAAAAAUACAUGUGGGUUUCUGCAGCAAACAGCUGGAUAUAAAACACAUCUCAUUCAGUCAGCACACUGCAGUGCUUUCCCAUGAUAUCUAGAUUAGCUGGAGUUCAGAUCUAGAUCGUUGCCUGGGGAGGACGUUGAUGCUAAUUUAUUUGUUUUAUAUUAUUGUGUUGAGCUUUUGUAGUUCAUUCUUGCCAGAUGCUGGCAGAUAUCCCUGUUUACAUUUGUUUGCAAAUUGUACAUUGCUCUUGAAAAUAAAA